Cottoperca gobio is the source of this 2787-nucleotide messenger RNA. It is a transcript of the gene kidins220a, whose product is annotated as kinase D-interacting substrate 220a. The record is from RefSeq and is a predicted model, not a curated record. Lineage: Eukaryota; Metazoa; Chordata; Actinopteri; Perciformes; Bovichtidae. The coding region runs from base 128 to 2140 and encodes 670 amino acids. The transcript has 9 exons. Gene Ontology annotation, molecular function: PDZ domain binding; protein kinase regulator activity.
AAGAAUCUCCAAGAACAUCCCCACCACUAAGGACGUGGAACCGCUGCUGGAGAUCGAUGGAGACAUCCGUAGCUUCGAGGUCUUCCUGUCCUCCAGGACGCCCGUACUCGCUGCCAGAGAUGUGGAGAUGUUCCUGCCUUGCACCGUCAACCUGGACCCCAAACUCAGGGAGAUCAUAGCAGAUGUGCGUGCAGCCAGGGAGCAGAUGCACAUUGGAGGAGUGACCUAUCCCACGCUGCCCCUGCAAGAAGCAGUGCCCCGUCCGCAGUCAGGUUAUGGCCAGCACUCCGCCGCGUGCUCCCCGGCGGGCUCCUUCGUCGGAUCCCUGCCUCCUCCUCAGCCUCACAGUGCCUACUUCAGUGGGAUGACCGGCCCUCAGCACCCCUUCUACAACCGGCCUUAUUUCCCCCAUCAUGUGUAUCACCUGCCACGGCCUUACUCCCACCAUGUCCCCUCAUCCUCGCGUCCCUCCAUUAAACAUCCCGGUCAACUUAAGGACAACACCAAUGGACUUGAUGUUAUUGCAGAGGAUGCCAGAGAAGGCCUUCCCUCUGAACCUACCACGGCCUCUUCUGCGGUCCUGCUUAGCUCCAUGAACACAGAUGCAGUGUGUGAGCGUCUCAGGCAGGUGGAUGGAAUCGACCCCGGCAUGCUGCCUCAGUACUCCUCCACCAUCAAGAAGGCUAAUAUAAAUGGUCGAGUGCUGACUCAGUGCAACCUGGACGAGCUGAAGAAAGAGAUGGAGAUGAACUUUGGCGACUGGCAGCUCUUCAGGGGAACGGUGAUGGAGCAACGUCAUGCUGAAAGCCACGCUCUGCUACAAGAUGAGUCCCGAGCUGCUAGCGAGCAGGGCAGCAGCGUGCACCACGGGGAGCCCAGCAGACGCUCGGGGGGGGCCCAGCAUGAAGCGGCGGCCUUCAGCCUGAACCUCAGCUUCGAAGAGCUCAGCGGAGCGGGGCUGGAGGAACCUCCGAGACACAGCAACAACUCUCACUGGCCGGUGGCAAAUCUCCGCACGUCAAGCAUGUCGAGCCUCAACUCUCAGGAAUCCUCUAAUGACAUCUGCAAGCUGACAGACAAGCAGCAGGCUGAGUAUCAUGAUGCCUACAAAGAGUACAUCUCUCAGAUGGCCCAGGUGGAGAUGUCCGGCGCUGGGGGAGAGAGGCCCGUGCAGCCCCACCCGGGACAAUUCCUCCAGGCUGCCAGCUCAGAGGACAAAGGGGCCAAGGAAGGAGCUGACCAAGACAGCCGCAAGUCCUUCACCAAGAGAGGCUCCAAGACUAUCGAUGCCACAGACUUCCCCUCAGGGGCCGAUGCCCAGCUCCUAGACCCCAUCAGUGAAGAGGAUGAGAAGCUGGACCACAGCACAUCGUCCAGGACUCCAGGCUCCAGGAAGAAGGGAGCCGGGUCCUUGUACCACAAGCUGCCGAACGAUGAAGACUCCGGGCCAGAAGAAGCGGACAACACCACACCGCUCCUCCACAAAGAGGCUCGAGCUGGUGCUCUGCCCUUCCACUGCGGCUCCCAGCCCACCGGGCUCCUCACCAAGCCUGGCUUCCUCAGCGAAAUCCUCAUGGAUAAGAAGGACUCGUCCGACUCAGGGAUGCGUUCCAGUGACAGCUCCUCAGACCGCUCCUCAGACCGCUCUCUGGAAGAGGCUGAAGGAGACGCCGACGGAGAGAGAGAUGCGCUGAAGCCCAGUCUGAUCGAACUGGAGCUGGAGGGCCUGGUGAAGAAGAGAGGCCUCCUCCCCAGCAGCCUGAGCGGCCUGCAGGACGCAGCGGUGGCCCGAAUGUCCAUCUGCUCCGAGGCUCCGUCCGAGGCCAGCCUCAUGGCCAGCAGCCCAGAUGAGGGGUGGCCGUCCAGCGAGGUCAGCAACCUCAACUGCACCACCAGCAACAGCACCCUUAAUAACAACGCAAACAGCCCUAAUGACACCACCAACACCAACUACAGCCAUCUGCAGCCGGCUAACAUCACAGGCACGGAGUCCACCACCUCCUCCUCCAGCAUCAACGUCUCGCCAGCUGUCAUCAUCACCCCCGGCAGCAGCAGCACUGCCAACACCACAACUGCAGCCAUCCACAACCAGAACCUGCGCACCAUCAGCCUGGGAGACGAGAUAGAGAGCGUCCUCUGAGAAGCUGCUUGUUAUUGUGACGAGGGUCACGUAGACUUGUUGAUGUCGUUGGUGUACAUUAUUAUACUGUUGGUGUUGUGACGUGUUCCAAAGAAUUAGAUGUGUCCUAUAGUCAGGAAGGAAAGUGGUAGCAAGCGAUGCUGUGAAUCAAUAGUAGUGCAUUCAAAAGCUUUAAUUGGCUGGUUAGGUUUUUAAAAAAGAUAAUCGCCUUAAUUUAAACAAUUAUCUUAAGACGCAUUUAUAACUACAACUGGAAGUUAUUAAUACCAAAAAUAAAAUUGAAUCUGGUCAAAUUUGCAUAGCUUUAACCGUCCCAUGCGUUUUGGAUUAUUUGUUUGAAUAAUGUGUGAAUGUGGUGCUGUGAUGGAAAUAGUGUUUCUAGUGAGGAGUUGCAUGUUGUGGACGUCGUCAUGUUACGGAUAAAGAAGUGUGUUUUUCAGGAAAUGUAGUCACGACUGAAAAAUAAAGAUCUGUGUUACUGAUAACUUGUGUGUUACGUGCGGUGCCGUGUGUGUGUGAUAGUUAGAAUAUUUCAAAUAGAUGGUCGUGUUGACAGUGGUGCCGUCUGUGUGUUGUUGCCAGUUUCUGUGUAGUAGAAGUUUGUGUUCUGUGAAUCAAUAAACAUGUUGCUAUGUGGACCCUUGAAA